AACCAACGGUUGUUCGUGCCGAAUCCUGCAGUCGACGAUAGCGAAUCUUCUCGAUACCCUCAUUUCUCCGAAACCACACCUUCAAAUCACAGCAAGUCUGUCUGGAUUUUGCGGGCCUGAGAUUAAGCUAGACAGUGGUCGGGGAAGAAGUUGCGCAAUCCCAGGCUGUCACGAUGAAUGCGCAUUUCACAUGACGUCUAUUUGAGCGAAGCGCACCAUGGACGAAACAGAUCCGAUGAACCCUUCGGGGCUCGAGAACGGUCACUCGAGAUCAGGCAACCGCGUGUUGUAUCGCAUGAACUCAAACCAAAGCAACACGAGUAUAUUCGAGAACGUAGAAAUGGCACAUGAUGAGCUCUACUCAGGUCCUAUUGCGGAAAGUCUUCCAACAAGUGUGUCCGCAUUCUCCCAUCGACGACCUCGAGCAGACUCGACAGCGAGCUUCACAUAUUAUCAUGAUGAUUUAGAAGAGUCGCAAAACGAACUCACCUACGGAAACGACGGCUAUGAGGAUGCGAUCUCUGACGACAUUGGCGACUUGGCAUUCGGUGUUGAUGAUGAUGAUUCAUCCGACAUCGAGAGCGGAAGGCAGAGUGGGCACUUCGCACUUCGAAGAAGAUCUUCAACACAAUCGCGUUCGUCCGUUCAUGAUCGACUUCUUCGCACCGAAAGCACUCGAACCACCGAAAGUCAAUAUACCCAUGGACGACAAAGUCAGAAAGUUUACAUGGUCAACGAAGAUCUGACCAUUGUGGUCGCUGGCUUCCGCACAAGUCCUAUCGGAUUAGCACUUUACAUUCUCUUGAGCGUUUCUUCGCUGGGGCUCGCAUGGCUGCUUCUUCGCUGGUUGCCACGAUGGCAUGUCAAGCUCCUCGGCCGCCCAAGUGCUUUGAGCGAAUGUGAUUGGGUUGUCAUUGAGAACCAAUGGGGAGAGCUUUCUAUCAUGAAAGUUGAGAAAAAGCUGUAUGGUCGGCCGAUGUCGACUAUCUUUGGUUCCUCAGAAAAGAUUCCCCUGCUAGACGAAGAGCAUGAUCCAAUCGUUACUGAGCUGCGCAUGCUCAACUACCGAUACGUCCGUCUCUACUUUAACCAGCAGACGGAUCGUUUUAUUCUUUUCAGCGGUUGGAAGGACCCUAACUGGGCUGAUAUCAAAAGCGUCCGCUUGGGACUGGACAGUGACGAAAAGCAUGUCCGCGAGGUUGUGUUCGGUAACAACGACAUCGACAUAGAACAAAAAUCAAUCCCGCGGCUAUUAGUCGACGAAGUAUUCCAUCCUUUCUACGUUUUUCAGAUUGCCAGCCUCAUAUUGUGGUCACUGGAUGAGUAUUACUACUAUGCGAUUGCAAUCUUCCUCAUGUCGUUUGGGAGCAUCACCUCUACCCUAAUCGAAACCCGAGCUACAAUGAAGCGGCUGCGAGAGAUCUCACGUUUUGAGUGUGAUGUGCGCGUGCUUCGCAACGGUUUUUGGCGGUACGUGUCAUCCAACGAGCUCGUGCCUGGCGACAUCUAUGAAGCCAGUGACCCGAAUUUGGCGCAAUUUCCGAGCGACGGGCUUCUUCUCAGCGGCGACUGUAUAGUAAACGAAAGCAUGCUCACUGGUGAAUCGGUGCCGGUCUCCAAAACACCUGCCACUGAGGAAGCCCUUCAGCAGAUGGAUUUAGGCGCACCGACAGUCUUACCAGAAAUCGCAAGGCAUUUCUUGUUCUGCGGCACAAAGAUCAUCCGGGCACGCCGCCCACAAGAUGAUCAAGGCGGUGAUGGCGUUGCACUUGCUCUCGUGGUUCGGACAGGGUUCAGCACCACGAAAGGCUCAUUGGUCCGAUCGAUGCUUUUCCCAAAGACUUCCGGCUUUAAGUUUUACCGAGACUCCUUCCGUUACGUUGGAGUCAUGGCCAUGGUCGCUAUGCUUGGUUUUGUGGUCUCGUUGAUUAAUUUCAUCCGUCUGGACUUGGCUUGGCAUCUGAUCAUAGUCCGAGCCUUAGGGCAUCCAGGGGACCCUAAUUCGCGUCUGCUCUGGGAAAGUAUUGACGACAGCUCGUUACGACUUGACGAGCAUACGUUGCUUCCGCUACCAGCAUCUCAAGAUGUUGACGUGUCCCUGCCUUACAAUAUCACUAACCUUCGAAACUACUCGCUUGCCAUAAGUGGUGAUGCGUUCCGAUGGCUGGUAGACUUUGCCGAACCGCAUGUGCUGCACAGAAUGCUAGUCAACGGCAAAAUAUAUGCCCGUAUGUCGCCUGAUGAGAAACACGAACUUGUUGAGAAACUGCAAAGUAUCGACUAUUGCGUCGGCUUCUGUGGCGACGGCGCCAACGAUUGCGGGGCACUCAAAGCUGCGGACGUCGGGAUCUCCUUGUCCGAAGCCGAGGCGUCUGUUGCCGCUCCCUUUACCAGCCGAAACUUCGACAUAGCGUGCUGUCCUGAGGGACGAGCGGCACUUGUCACCAGCUUCAGUUGUUUCAAGUAUAUGAGCCUGUACUCCGCAAUUCAAUUCACAUCGGUUAGCUUCCUUUACGCGACUGCAUCCAAUCUAGGAGACUUUCAGUUUUUAUUCAUUGACCUUCUCUUAAUUCUCCCCAUCGCCAUCUUUAUGGGGUGGGCUGGACCGUACCCCGUUUUAUACAAGAAACGUCCUACGGCAAACCUGGUUUCGCGGAAGGUCCUAAUUCCUCUGUUAGGCCAAAUGCUCAUCUGCAUCGCCAUUCAAGCGACAGUAUACAUCGCCGUUCGAGAGCAACCUUGGUACAUCCCUCCGAAGGUCAGGCAUGAUAAGUCAAACAUCAAGAAUUCAGAGAACACUGUAUUGUUCCUGGUGUCAUGUUUUGAGUAUAUCCUUGCUGGCGUCGUUCUCAACGCAGGACCACCCUUCCGGCAGAAGGCAUUGAAGAACUGGCCUUUCUUGGCUACGAUAGCCAUAACGUUGCUUCUCACGCUUUACAUGAUCAUGAGCCCAGCCCAUUGGGUGGCACACCUGAUGCAAUUGACAUCAACGAGCGGAGACUUUCAGCUUUUUCUCGUUGGCUUGGGUGCAUCUUAUCUAGUGUGUGCCUGGGUAGCGGAGAAGCUCGUGUUCCAACAGCUAGCGCGAGCCGUUGGGCGCCUCAAACAGAGGCUCACACGGCAGCCUAAGAAGCGCAAAUUGUACAAGACAAUACUGGAGGAGAUGCGCAUAGAUAGUCUCUCCACUGUAUAGAUGCGGCCGCAGGCAUGUUUUCAAGACUGGCCGUAGACUGUAUGACAGUACCGCGGUACCUACCAGGCGGGUGACCAAAAUAAAAGCCACACUCCUG
Molecule: messenger RNA, 3290 nt
Organism: Verticillium dahliae VdLs.17
Lineage: Eukaryota; Fungi; Ascomycota; Sordariomycetes; Glomerellales; Plectosphaerellaceae
Exons: 14
Coding region: 218-3193 (991 amino acids)
Biological process (GO): intracellular calcium ion homeostasis
Cellular component (GO): membrane
Molecular function (GO): ATP hydrolysis activity; P-type transmembrane transporter activity; ATP binding
Source: RefSeq, a predicted model, not a curated record